AUGAUUAAACAACAACAACUUAAGGCACAGACCAUUACAUACGCCACAUAUGCAUAUAAUUCAAAGACGGCAGAACAAACGCAAAGGUUGAAAUAUGGAGAUUUGGAGAUAGUAUUGAAAAAUGACCAUUUUGAAUUCGUUUGCAAAGGUGGUGCAGUGAUAUCAAAUAUAAAAGAAAUUUUAUUUAUGAAUUCAAAAAUUAAAGGUAUAACGGAUGAUAUAACAUCAAUUCCACCAGAAGAACAAAGAUAUUACGCAUUAAAUGCAUUUCCUAAAGUUUUGAAGAUUGGAAGAUUUAAUUUAAAUGAGGAAUUCAUAAAAGGUUUCCUAAAUGACAUAAUGAAGAAGGCAGAUAAGGAAUAUGUUAACGAUGAGUUAGAGAAGAAGGCAGAUAAGGAAUGUGUGGCUAGUGAAUUAAAUAAGAAGGCAGAUAAGGAAUAUGUGGAUGAAAAAGAUAAUGAAAUUAUAGAAAGGGUUGAAUGGUAUCAUGAACGGACAUCAAAGAUUUUAAAAACUAAAGCUGAUACAGGAUGGGUUUCAGGAUGUUUAGACCUUAAAGCAGAUAAAACAUAUGUUAACGAUGAGUUAGGGAAGAAGGCAGAUAAAACAUAUGUUAACGAAAUAUACCAAAGUUUGAUAGGAACAAAAAAUAUUGAAACUAUUGUUGGCGAUGUUUCUAUCUAUGAAGAAAACAAAUAUUUUAGAUGGGAGUUUGUACACUCCUUAAGAAAUGGUAUACGGUAUAAACUCAUUCCGAAAAAUAACAAUGAAAUGUAUGUAGGCUAUAUAAAGAAUAAUGGUACACAAGUUAAAGUUCCAUUAGACAACAACUGCUACUUAAACUUAUAUGGAGACGAACAAAAGAAAUAUUUAAGAGUUUAUGAAAUGGCAGAUAUGACAUUGCCUGACCCAGCUCCAGCACCAUAUUAUUAUGACUAUGGAGAUGAUGUCAGAACACCACAUGUAGAUGAACAAAAACUAACAUUAUAUUUAGAAGUGCAUGGGAACAAAUAG
This is a messenger RNA of Trichomonas vaginalis G3, 1014 nucleotides long. RefSeq lists its product as uncharacterized. The coding region runs from base 1 to 1014 and encodes 337 amino acids. The transcript has a single exon. The record is from RefSeq and is a predicted model, not a curated record. NCBI's taxonomy places the organism in Eukaryota, Parabasalia, Trichomonadida, Trichomonadidae.